GCCAUCGUUACCCACCAUGUCUCGGCAGUCUACCAUCACCUUCCACACCGGCAAUCGCAGGGGCUUCAGCACUGCCUCGGCCACUACCCCAGCUGCAGGGCGCUCCCGCUUCAGCUCGGUCUCCGUGGCCCGCACCACAGGGAACAGCGGGGGACUGGGCAGGAUCAGUGGCACUGGGGCUGGCUUUGGAAGCCGCAGCCUUUACAACCUGGGGGGGACCAAACGGGUCUCCAUUAGUGGGUGUGGUGGCUUCCGGAGCGGCUUUGGCAGUAGGGGUAGUGGUGGAUUUGGCUAUGGGGGUGGCGUUGGAGGGGGCUUUGGUGGCCCUGGCUUCCCCGCCUGCCCCCCUGGAGGCAUCCAAGAGGUCACUGUCAACCAGAGUCUCCUGACUCCCCUCAACUUGCAAAUUGACCCCACCAUCCAGAGGGUGCGAAAAGAAGAGCGUGAGCAGAUAAAGACUCUCAACAACAAGUUCGCCUCCUUCAUCGACAAGGUGCGCUUCCUGGAGCAGCAGAACAAGGUUCUGGAGACCAAGUGGAACCUCCUGCAGGAGCAGGGCUCCAGGACCGUGAGGCAGAACCUGGAGCCUCUUUUUGACACCUACAUCAAUGACCUCCGAAGGCAACUGGAUGGUGUCACCACUGAAAGGGGCAGGCUGGAUGCUGAGCUGAGGAGCAUGCAGGAGGUCGUAGAAGAUUUCAAAGUCAGGUACGAAGAUGAAAUUAACAAGCGCACGAGCGCCGAGAAUGAAUUUGUGGCCUUGAAAAAGGAUGUGGAUGGUGCCUACAUGAACAAGGUAGAGCUGGAAGCCAAGGUUGACUCUCUGACUGAUGAGAUCAACUUCCUCCGGAUGGUCUUUGAGGCAGAGCUGUCCCAAAUGCAGACCCAGGUCAGUGACACAUCAGUGGUCCUGUCCAUGGACAACAACCGCAACCUGGACCUGGACAGCAUCAUCGCUGAGGUCAAGGCGCAAUAUGAGGACAUUGCCAACCGUAGCCGGGCAGAAGCUGAGUCCUGGUACCAGACUAAGUAUGAGGAGUUGCAGGUCACAGCGGGCAGACAUGGCGAUGACCUCCGUAACACCAAACAAGAGAUCUCCGAGAUGAACCGCAUGAUCCAGAGGCUGAGAGCCGAGAUCGACAAUGUCAAGAAACAGUGCUCCAGCCUGCAAACGGCCAUCGCUGAUGCAGAACAGCGAGGGGAGCUAGUUCUCAAAGAUGCACAGGCCAAACUGGUGGACCUUGAGGAGGCCCUGCAGAAAGCCAAGCAGGACAUGGCUCGGCUGCUGCGCGAGUACCAGGAACUGAUGAAUGUCAAGCUAGCCCUGGACGUGGAGAUUGCCACCUAUCGCAAGCUGCUGGAAGGCGAGGAAUGCAGGCUGAGCGGAGAAGGAGUUUCUCCAGUUAAUAUCUCUGUGGUCACCUCCACGGUUUCCAGUGGCUAUGGUGGUGGCAACGGCAUUGGAGGUGGAAGCCUGGGUCUUGGUGGAGGCAGCAGCUACUCCUUCACCUCCAGCGGUGGGCACGGCCUAGGAGGCUCUGGUUUCACCACCAGCAGCAGCCGGGGCCUAGGGGGCAGUGGCUCCAGCGUCAAAUUUGUCUCUACCACAUCCUCCAGCAGGAAGAGCUUUAAGCACUAA
Molecule: messenger RNA, 1639 nt
Organism: Castor canadensis (American beaver)
Lineage: Eukaryota; Metazoa; Chordata; Mammalia; Rodentia; Castoridae
Product: keratin, type II cytoskeletal 75
Biological process (GO): keratinization; intermediate filament organization
Cellular component (GO): keratin filament
Molecular function (GO): structural constituent of skin epidermis
Source: RefSeq, a predicted model, not a curated record